Messenger RNA from Gadus chalcogrammus (walleye pollock), 2226 nucleotides. RefSeq names its product eukaryotic initiation factor 4A-I. Gene Ontology annotation, molecular function: RNA helicase activity; translation initiation factor activity; ATP binding. NCBI's taxonomy places the organism in Eukaryota, Metazoa, Chordata, Actinopteri, Gadiformes, Gadidae. Gene Ontology annotation, cellular component: cytoplasmic stress granule. The record is from RefSeq and is a predicted model, not a curated record. The coding region runs from base 69 to 1289 and encodes 406 amino acids. The transcript is spliced from 11 exons. Gene Ontology annotation, biological process: cytoplasmic translational initiation.
ACAGGCUUCUUUGUGUCUUACGUCGACGUAUAUAGUACAUUUGUGCCACAUUUUCUUCCUUUGUAAUAAUGUCGGCUGAAUAUGAGGAUAGUCCCAAAGACAGUGGCCCCGAGGGCAUGGAGCCGGACGGGAUCAUUGAGAGUAACUGGAACGAGAUCACGGACAGUUUCGAUAUCAUGAGCCUGCGUGAGACGCUUCUGAGAGGAAUCUACGCCUAUGGUUUUGAGAAACCUUCUGCCAUCCAGCAGAGGGCCAUUAUUCCUUGCAUCAAGGGAUAUGAUGUGAUUGCUCAGGCCCAGUCUGGAACCGGUAAGACUGCGACCUUUGCGAUCUCCAUCCUGCAGCAGAUUGAUGUGGAGCGAAAGGUCACCCAGGCUCUGGUUCUUGCCCCCACCCGGGAGCUGGCUCAGCAGAUCCAGAAGGUGAUCCUGGCCCUUGGUGACUACAUGGGCGCUGGUUGUCACGCCUGCAUCGGUGGGACCAACGUGCGCAAUGAGGCCACCAAGCUUCAAGCCGAGGCACCCCACAUCGUGGUGGGCACCCCUGGCCGCGUCUUCGACAUGCUUAGUCGCGAAUAUCUUGCUUCCAAAUACAUCAAGAUGUUUGUUCUGGACGAGGCUGACGAGAUGUUGAGCCGUGGUUUCAAGGACCAGAUCUACGAGAUUUUCCAGAAGCUUGCGCCCAGCACACAGGUGGUGCUGCUGUCUGCCACCAUGCCCACUGAUGUUCUGGAGGUCACCAAGAAGUUCAUGCGUGAACCCAUUCGUAUCCUGGUGAAGAAGGAGGAGCUUACCCUGGAGGGUAUUCGCCAGUUCUACAUUAACGUGGAGAAGGAGGAAUGGAAGCUGGACACGUUGUGUGAUCUGUACGAGACUCUGACCAUCACACAGGCUGUGAUCUUCAUCAACACCAGGAGGAAGGUAGACUGGCUCACAGAGAAGAUGCAUACCAGGGACUUCACUGUCUCUGCCCUGCACGGAGACAUGGAGCAGAAGGAGAGAGACCUCAUCAUGAGAGAGUUUCGCUCUGGCUCAAGUCGAGUCCUCAUCACCACUGACCUUCUGGCUAGAGGCAUUGAUGUCCAGCAGGUGUCCCUGGUCAUCAACUACGAUCUGCCCACCAACAGGGAAAACUACAUCCACAGGAUCGGGCGCGGAGGUCGCUUUGGUAGGAAGGGGGUGGCCAUCAACAUGGUGACGGAGGACGACAAGCGCACCCUGAGGGACAUCGAGACCUUCUACAACACGACCGUCGAGGAGAUGCCCAUGAACGUUGCCGACCUCAUCUAGAGGGUUCCGGCCACACCAUGUCCCGCCCCCCUCAUUCUUUAGACAAAUACCGUCAUGCUCACAAAUUGUCAGCUCCCCCCCCCCCCCCCCCCCCAAACCACAUCCUUAAGAACUCCGGCUGGCUGCAGAUCUAGUCUAGUUUUUAAUUGGCAUUUUUCAAGUUGUUAUUGAUUUUCCGGGCCAACGUAAAAGUUAAAUGCGCUUUGCCAGCUAGUUAUACUUUGUCAUGGCCUUAAAAGAUUUUUCCCUAUGCCCACACCUGCCUUGCUCCCAACCCCUAUGAAAAACCAUUUUAAAUAUGAAGUGUUCAAGUGACCUGGCAAGUCAACAAGCAUGUUUACUGGGCCAUGUGAGCGCUCUCAAUUAAUAUAACCUUAAUGAUUGAAGCUAAUUAGUCAAGCUCCAGGAACAGAUUGACACAAAAGUAUAGAUGGGGUGGGAUGGGUUUUGACUAGCUACUUAAAUCGUACCAUUUAUGUGUUGACAGAAUACUUGUGUAUUCUAAGGGGUUAAACCAAAACAUCUUAUGGAGGGGGGGGUGAUCAGACAAAUGGGAAUCUUCAAUAAAAGAACUGUACAGUAAAAUGGAUCAUGAAUGAGUUUUCACCCUUUGUUUUCUCUGCCGUGCGAUUCUUGUUAACACUGCUUAUUGUAUAGUUAAAUGAGGUAGUUACUUAUUGUUUUGUUUAUUUUUUUAAGACUGAGGCGUGGCAAAAGUUUGGAAGCAAAGCAAGGGCGAGUUUGUGGAGAAUUGCCUAAACUUUAAGGGCUCUGGGUUUUCAUCACUAGCUCUUCAUAUACUUUUUGUGUAUCUCACUGUCCCCGAAAAAGCAGAUAUUUGAUAAGGUGGUGUCACUUUUGUAACCUACCUCACCAUAUGUAAAAGGGGAGCAGCUCUUUGAUAUUGUAGGACCAAACUGCAAACAAGUGCAGAGAU